UAGUCUGGUCGUCACAAAGGAAAAUAACACAGCAAAUCCUGUUGAGCGACGGCUAAUUGUUCCAGCUUUACUCAUAAUAAUACAAAAGUGAGAGGGAAAUGCGGUGAGGUAUAUGGCUCAGGGCCGCGCUGGAGCAGGUCACAGAGGGAAGAGGAGGGCGACAGUAGGGAGCAGCCUCCGCACACUGCGACAUGUACCCGCUCCUCCACACACGGCUGCUCUUGGGCUUUCUGGGCUUGGUAUCAUGCGCCAGGGUGCCCGACGAUGCUUUAAAACCUUUUAUGCCCAGGACUUCUGUUGAUAUUAAUGACCCACCAUCCACGGACACCGCACUUCCUGUCGCUAGUGACCCACCAUCCACGGAUACCAACCUCCCAGCCGCUAGUGACCCACCAUCCACGGAUACCAACCUUCCAGCCGCUAGUGACCCACCAUCCACGGUUACCAACCUUCCAGCCGCUAGUGACCCACCAUCCACGGAUACCAACCUUCCAGCCGCUAGUGACCCACCAUCCACGGAUACGAACCUUCCAGCCGCUAGUGACCCACCAUCCACGGUUACCAACCUUCCAGCCGCUAGUGACCCACCGUCCACGGAUACCAACCUUCCUUACCAUACAACUACAGCAACACCUGACGGAGAUGAGAACUCAGCCAAGACGCCCGGGUCCCGUUUGUCAAAAGCGUCCCAACAACUGGAAGACCCAAGUAAACGCCUUAAGAAACUGCCUAGUGUAGGUGGAAGCGGUGGUAACCUGACGGAGAAAACACCGCCAAAUGGUGUCUCUGGUAGAGGCGAUGAUGAGGGCAGUGUCAAAGGGGAAGAUGGUGGUGGUGAAAGUGACUGGAAGUCUACAUAUGACAAUGACGACGAAGGUGAAACGGACGAUGACGCUGAAUAUAUUGAUUUAGACGAUGCUGAACUCGACCAUGAAGAGGAAUACGAGUAUGAAGAUGACGAGGGUGAUGACACUGAUGCUGAUGACACAGGUGAUGAGGGUGACAAUGCCCUGUACAGUGGUGAUGGUGAUGAUGAUGAUGAUGACCAGGAAGAGAGUGAUGAUGACCAGGAAGAGAGUGACGAUGACGAGGAGCAUGAUGAGUCUGAAGAUAAUAAUGAUGAAAAUGAGUACGACGGAUACAUCCAAAGUUACUGGGACGGAGACGAUGAUGACGACGACAACCAAGACCACGACGACGAGGAAAAUGACAACCGCGACUUCCCGAUGGACAGUGAUGAAGAGAUGGUAUUCAUGUACCUUCUUGGCAACGAAACCAGUGCCUUGACCCCCUUCAGUUCGAGCAAAGACCAUGACUCUCUGCCGGUGCUCGCUAGAGACGCCCGAAACACAUCCCCUGAAACACUCGCGGUCACAGACGAUGAAAUGGGCGGUGCAGGGACGCUCGCGGUGACAGAGGCGGCGAAGAACGCUGAAGAGCACCUUGGUUCUCAGAAAGUGUCUGGCGACGGGAGGCAGACGCCGUACUUACUUGGCGACGGGUAUGUGCCCAGAAGCGAGACAGUGAUUGUGUUAACUGAGGAACAGCUCCAACAUCUCAGUGAUCCUGGAACUGUGGAAAGGGCAAGUGAAGAAACAGAAGAGUCAACGGGUAAACAUGAGUACGACGAAGAAACAAGCAUCGAAGAAAACACUAUGUCAACUAUCGACUAUACUUUGAUCUCUGGUGAUAACUCGUGGCAGGGAGCAACAAACAGUUCAGCUCCUCCCUCCAGCGACGCCACACACCAUUACGAGUCAGAGGUAAUCACGGAGGAGGAACUUGAGGAAUUACUGGAAACCUACCACGACUUCAUCCAGACUGAGGAAGAGUGGGAAGGUAAAGGGGAAGAUAAGACUGCAGAGGAAAGUUAUUCUGGCACCGAAGGAAUCAGCCACGCAAUAACACUUACGGAAGAUACAGAAUCCACACAAGGUGAUACUCAACACCUCACAAGCCCGACCUCGCUCUCACCUUCUGCAGGAAACAAAGUGAAUGGUCUGAAAACCACGUCCCUAACAAGUGGGGAUCCCGGCUUCAGCUUGAGGAACCAAACAUCUACUGAUUUAGACAUCCAAGCAAACUCGCCGAGCACAGUAAUCUCAAGCUUGUCUCAAACAUACAAUGAUCUCACCAAGUCUGAUCAACUAACAGUAGAGGGAAAGGAACAACUGAGCAAUCUGGAAAGACUACGGAGGACAGUAGAGGCCCUGGGAGGGGAGGACGCCCUUCGCAGGAACCCCAAUGUUCAUCACAUUGUCAGGAGACAGCUGGAGGGGAACGAGGCAUGUCGGGUGUUAAGCAGGAGGCGCAGGGCCGUCGAUGACGACCACCUUACCAGAAGGGAGCUGAAGAGUGAGGUAGAGCAGUUGGCGAGAGUUCGUCGGGGCGUGGUCAACGUCGGCAGGAGGCUGGAGCAGGGCAAUGCGGGCUACAAGCAACUCUACAACCAGUACAAAAAGAUGUGUGACUUCAUCGCAAUGACUGUAUUCGAGUAAUAAAUAUCCAAGUGUA
Procambarus clarkii (red swamp crayfish) is the source of this 2514-nucleotide messenger RNA. RefSeq names its product protein starmaker. Lineage: Eukaryota; Metazoa; Arthropoda; Malacostraca; Decapoda; Cambaridae. The record is from RefSeq and is a predicted model, not a curated record.